Alternaria burnsii is the source of this 1890-nucleotide messenger RNA. RefSeq names its product mfs general substrate transporter. The record is from RefSeq and is a predicted model, not a curated record. The transcript has 3 exons. Gene Ontology annotation, molecular function: transmembrane transporter activity. Gene Ontology annotation, biological process: transmembrane transport. Bases 1 to 1890 code for a protein of 629 amino acids. NCBI's taxonomy places the organism in Eukaryota, Fungi, Ascomycota, Dothideomycetes, Pleosporales, Pleosporaceae.
AUGACAGAACACCGGCUACCAGUUAAACAACUGGUGAUUCUAUCAAUAUGCCGCUUUGCCGAGCCCAUCGCCCUCACUUCCGUUUUUCCCUACGUGCCCGAGCUUAUGGAAUCAUUUGGCAUUCCUCAAAAUGACAUCGCGCGUUGGGCUGGCAUCUCGUCUUCGGCAUUCUCGUUAUGUCAAGGCUUCACCGGCCUCGUCUGGGGUGCUGCAUCCGAUCGCUAUGGAAGGAAACCAAUCAUAUUGUUUGGGCUGUUCAACACCAUGUGGACAAUGUUGCUAUGGGGCUUCUCGCUCAAUCUGCCCAUGGCUUUGGCUGCACGCGCCCUGGGAGGACUAUCAAACGGCAAUGUAGGCAUUCUUAGAACUACAGUCGCAGAACUGUGUCCGUGGAAAGAGCUCCAGCCGAGAGCGUUCAGUGUCAUGCCCUUAGUUUGGACAGUGGGUGCGACGUUUGGACCUACCCUUGGCGGAGCCCUAGCCAACCCGUUGGGUGUCGAUCCUCGGAAACCCAGAGGCACUGCUUUACUGGAAAAAUUUCCGUAUUGCUUGCCAAACCUUGUAGCCGCUGCGUUCUUCACUACGGGUAUCGUAAUAGGCUGGCUGUUUCUCCAAGAGACUUUGGAAAGCAAGAAGAACGCACCAGACCUGGGCGUGAGAACUGGGGCUAGAUUGAUAGCAUUCAUUCGCAAGAUACUGCACCUGCCGACACAAAAGCAGAACGGCAAUUUAGAACGCGAGCCGCUGCUCGGUCAACAGAAAAUACUUGACAGUGAAGCGACACCACAGCAUGAGGUUGCUCAUGAGGUAGUCAAGGAAAAAGCACCAAGAUACCGGGAUGUGUUGACAUUUCAGACGUCGCUAAACCUUGCCGUGUAUACGUUGCUCGCUAUGUACACCCAGGCAUAUGAUCAGCUACUUCCAGUGUUCAUGCACCACCCAGUACAACUCGCAGACGAUCCAACCGUAUCCUUGCCUCUGAAAUUUGCAGGAGGCUUUGGUAUCGAGUCUCGACGCAUCGGCAUCAUUUUUACUGUGUUUGCCAUAUCGUGUACCAUGUGUCAAUUCUUACUUUUCCCACCUAUUGCGCGCUAUCUUGGUGUCGUUCGCUGCCUCCGAAUAGCAUUUCUCAUCUUCCCAUUCGUCUUCUUCGUCACACCAUUCUUAUCGCUUAUCCCAGAUCCAACCACCAGGGAAGUCGCCAUGGUGCUGCUCUUGAUGGUUAGAGGAGUGGGUGGUACAUUUGCUUUCCCUACCAGUACUAUCAUGCUCACGAACAGUGCGCCUAGUCUACGCGUUCUAGGGACCAUCAAUGGUCUAGCGACGAGUUUCAGUGCUUUUGGCAGAGCAGCUGGACCCACUUUGGGAGGCGGCUUGUUUACUUGGGGUGUCAAGCGUGGCUAUGUCAUCGUGCCGUUCUGGACUAUGUCUGCCAUUGCGUUCGCUGCCUCUAUACCAACAUUCUGGCUAGUUGAGGGUAAAGGGUUUGGAGACGACUCAGAUAUCGACGACGAAGAAAACAUCAUCGAGACGGAAGAAGAGAUCGAUGAAGGCGCAAGGGUGCCCACAGCAGCGUGGCAUGACGAUGCUGCAUUAUCUGAAUCAGAGUUUGGCGAUUUUGGAGAGCCACCAAACAUACUAAGCCUUACGACGACGCGAUCGAGCGUGGCCAUGGCGUCUGACGAUGAGGAUGACGCGUCGGUGUCGGUAGGACGGGGACAGUCGAUCAAUGCUUUGGAGGCGACGAGAAGUGGUUCGCAGAGUAGACGGCGGAAGAUUGUCAGGAGGACAUCCUCGAUACCAAUCGGCAUGGGCAAAGGCUUUAGGCGCUACAGCUCUAACCUUGGCAGCACAGGUAUUGGUGGCGGCUCCAGUUGGGGAGGCGCUUAG